Molecule: messenger RNA, 5816 nt
Organism: Symphalangus syndactylus (siamang)
Lineage: Eukaryota; Metazoa; Chordata; Mammalia; Primates; Hylobatidae
Gene: CLDN34
Product: claudin 34
Cellular component (GO): bicellular tight junction
Molecular function (GO): structural molecule activity
Source: RefSeq, a predicted model, not a curated record
UGCACUUAGAUCUUUGCACACAUCUCUGCUCAUUUGCUCAGAACAAAUUCCUUCUUAUGGAAACCCUGUAAGCAAAGGAGUCCAGUGGGAUUUUGACUUCUGUGUAACGUUUAGUCCUACAUACUGGGUAGCCGGCAUCGUUUGCCUUUUGGCAGCCUCAUUUCUUACACAGGUUCCAUUUGAAGCUGUCCCCAGUCUUAGCAGGUCAGUUUCACACACCAGGAAUCACUCCACAUCUUCCACUUGUCUUACCUACCUAAACUGUUCCAACAAGCCUGUAAUUCAAGACUUAGCUAGAAAAAGGUUAUUUCCCAUGAACUAACAGUAUCUUUCCCAGCUGGCACGGUGGCUCACGCCUGUAAUCCCAACAUUUUGGGAGGGUGAGACAGGCAGAUCACCCGAGUCCAGGAGUUGAAGACCAGCCUGGACAACAAAGCGAGACUCCAUCUCUGCAAAAAAUACAAAAAUUAACCAGGCGUGGUAGUGCGUGCCUGUGGUCCCAGCUACUUGAGAGGCUGAGGAGGGAGGAUCUCUUGAGCCCAGGAGGUUGACUGAGGCUGCAGUGAGUUGUAGUUUUGCCACUAUACUCCAGCCUGGGUGAGAGUGAGACCUUGUCUCAAAAAAAUAAAAUUAAAAUUAAUGGUGUCUUUCCUAAUACAUGGGUUGUCAGUGGCCUUCACAACUCAAUCUCAUCCAGGUGGGUGCCACUUCUGCUAACACCUGUACUUAUAUAUUACCACUGCUUAAAAAAAAAUGUCGGCCAGGCACAGUGGCUCACGCCUAUAAUUCCAGCACUUUGGGAGGCCGAGGUGGGCGGAUCACGAGGUCAGGAGUUCGAGACCAGCCUGGCCAACGUAGUGAAACCCCAUCUCUACUAAAAAUACAAAAAAAAUUAGCUGGGCGUGGUGGCAGUUGCCUGUAAUUCCAGCUACUCAGGAGGCUGAGGCAGGAGAAUCGCUUGGACCCAGGAGGCGGAGGUUGCGGUGAGCCGAGAUCACGCCAUUGCACUCCUGGCUGGGCGACAAGAGUGAAACUCAAUCUUAAAAAAAAAAAAAAAAGCAUUACCUGCAGGUGAUAUGAGUUAGACACCAGUUCUAGGGCUGGUGGGGAAAGAGAAAUGAGGAGCCCAUACAGAUGUUGGAGUGGACCCUCCAAAGGCUGACAGAGCAAAAGAGGGUACAUGAUGAAGCAAAUGAAGCAACUAAAGGGUGGUGGCUGCAGUGACCUCAGGACCUAGGACUGACACCUGGAUGAGCAGGGUGACUGGCGGAACGUGGGAACAGAACAUUGAGGGAGGGCCUCGACUGGAAACCAUGGCUACCGUGUUGAUGAGAACUCCCAGCUGCCUGGACCAAGAAGCUGGUGCUGAAGAACUCGGCAGGGCGUCCGAGAGGAGCUGUGUCCAUGUCGGCCCUGCUGGCCAGGUGAGCUGACUGCCCUCCCCUCAAGCCACCGGUACACGCGAAGACCACAUCGCUAGUUUCCUGGGUGCACUGCCACCAUGCUCUGGUUCUGCAACAGUGCCAACUGCCAAUUUUCAGUCUUCGCCCUUGCCACCAUAGGAUGGAUCCUCUCCUCUACGUCCAUGGGUCUCGUGGAGUGGCGAAUAUGGUACAUGAAAGACACCCUGCUCUACCCCCCUGGAAUCGCCUGCGUGGGAAUAUUUAGAGUCUGCGUUUACCGGCAUCGCACCAACAGCACCACAACCAAAUUUUGUUACCGAUACAGCUACCGGGACACCUUUCUCCCUUUCGAAAUUUCCAUGGCUCAACGCUUUCUACUGACUGCCAGCAUUUUCGGAUUCUUUGGGAGAGCCUUUAACAUGUUUGCGCUUAGAAACAUGUCCAUGAGAAUAUUUGAGGAGGACACCUACAAUUCAUUCGUUGUUUCAGGAAUUCUCAACAUUGCUGCUGGUGUCUUUAACUUAAUUGCUGUGCUCCAGAACAACGAUGCCAUCAUAAACUCACAGGGGAUCAUCUUCCCGCCAUCUCUCCAAAUGCCCUUCAAGCCAGAUGUGCAGGAAGUUGGCACUGCCAUUCAAGUGGCAGGGAUAGGUGUCUUGCCGAUGCUGUUAACUGGGAUGUUUUCUCUAUUUUACAAAUGUCCCCUGUACGGCCAACUGCAUCCUGGUAUUUCAGAAAUGUGAAUUUCCUGCUUGCAUUGGCUUUGCAAAUCUAAGAUUUCUGGGAGUUUGUGGAAAAUGUUAUUAGCAUGCUCUACCAAAUAUUGCCAACGACUCAAGACCAUGGCAUGGGUAGUUUGGGACAGAAGGUGGCCAACUGCCUCCUUCUGUUGUCUUGUGUAUCUGAAUGUGGUUCACUGAUUUGUUGGUUGAAUUGAGAACUUUUAUUUAAAAGUCUUCCCACCUGCCAGUUGGUCUUAUUGCAUCUGAAUUUUAAUUAUUGUUGGCUAAAGCAAAUAAUCAACCCUGUAAACUAAGAGUAGGGAAAUAAGAGUUUCUGAGUACAUUAACUUCUCACAUUUCCCUCUUAAACUUUUGCUACAAACAAUCAUAGGCCAGGCAUGGUGACUUACGCCUGUAAUCCCAGCACUUUGGGAGGCCGAAGUGGGAGGAUCACUUGAGGCCAGGAGUCCAAGACCAGCCUUGGCAGCAUAGCAAGACCUGGUCUCUACAAGAAAAAAAAAAAUAGCUGGGUGUGGUGGUGUGUGGCUGUGAUUCUAGUUACUUGGGAGGCUGAAGUGGGAGGAUCACUUGAGCCCAGGAGUUGGAAGCUCCAGUCAGACAUGAUGGCACCACUGCACUCCAGCCUGGGCCAUACAGCAAGACCCUGUCUCUUUAAAAAAAACUCCAAUAAACAAAAAACCAAGAAUGGACCUUAUUUUCUGUGUCAUGGUAAUAACAUCUCCCUACCAUAUAAAGUUUUCUAAAAUGUGCAAAAGUAGAGAGGAUAGCAUAAGGAAUCUCCACACCCACUGCCAGAUUCCACAGUUACUGAGAUUAGGGCACUUCCGCUUUCUCUUUCCAUCCUUUUACCUUUCUAAUCUGUGUUUCUUUUUCCUACGUUUUUUUUUUUUUUUUUUUUUGACACAGAGUCUUGCUCUGUCGCCUGGACUUGAGUGCGGUGGCGUGAUCUCAGCUCACUGCAACCUCUGCCUCCCAGGUUCAAGCGAUUCUCCUGCCUCAGCCUCCCGAACAGCUGGGAUUACAGGCACCUGCCACCACGCCUGGCUAAUUUUUGUAUUUUUAGUAGAGACGGGGUUUCACCAUGUUGGCCAGGCUGGUCUCAAACUCCUGGCCUCAAGUGAUCCGCCUGCCUUGGCCUCCCAAAGUGCUGAGAUUACAGGCGUGAGCCACUGCGCCCGGCCUCUUUUUCCUAAGUAUUUUAAAGCAAACCCCAGACACAUGUCCCUUCAUCCCCUAUAGUCUUAAAAAGUGGACAUUUCUCACAUAACCAUAUAUGUAAAAAACUGAGCAGUUAUUCCUCGUUAUAAAAUAGUCAGAAUGUUUAGAUGCCUUAAAAAUAAUUCUGUAGUUUUAUUUGUCCCACACAAAGUGCUCACUCUGCCUCUGAAGUGUUCAUCUAAAACACUCCCCCAGUGCACGUGCACACACACACACACACACACACAGAGCAACCCCUUUGCCUUUUUUUUUUUUUUUUUUUUUUUUUUUCCUGAGGCAGGGUCUCACUCUGUCUCCCAGGUUGGAGUGCAGUGGCAUGAUCAAGGAUUGGUGCAGCCUUGACCUCCAGGCUCUGGUGAGCCUCCCACCUCAACUUCCAAAGUAGAUGGGACUACAAGCGUGCACCACCAUGCCCGCCUAAUUUUUUGUGUUUUUGUAAAGAUGAGGUCUUGCCAUGUUGCCCAGGCAGGUCUUGAGCCCCUGGGCUUAAGUGAUCCUCUUCCCUCAGCCUCCCAAGCACUGAGAUUACAUGUGAGAACCACUGUGCCUGACCUCAUGUGCCUUUUUAAUAAAUGAUUUUGAUUUGCUGAAGAAAGUGGGUUAAUUUAACUCGUUACCUCUAGAGGCUUGAUUAGAGUCCUGGUCAGUUCUCAGAGGAAGAGUAUUUCAUAGGUGGUACCACGUACUUCCUGCUGACUGCACUAUGCCGGGGGUACAUGGUCAUUAUCCCUUUCAGUGAUGCUAAGAUUGAUCAGUGGAUCCAUGAAGGGAAUACCUGAUCCCUUUUGUAAGUUGCUUCAUCAAACUUCCACCCAACCCUGAUGGUUUCAUCUAUUGAUGGUCCUUGUUUGAAUAAAUUAUUGCACUGAGGAUUGCGAGUGGUGACCUUUCUUUUCUUCCAUCCCUCCCCCUCCCUCUCUCCCUCAUUCCCUUCCUUCCCUUCUUCCCUCUCUCCCUUCCUUCCUUCCCUCCUUUCCUCCUUUCCCCUUUUCAUUCUCUCCCUCCCUCCUUCCCUCCUUCUCUUUUUCUCUUCCUCUUCCCCCCCGUUCUUCCAUUCCAUCCCUCCCUCCCUCCCCUCCUCUCCCUCCCCUCCUCUCCCUUCCUCCUUCCCCUCCUCUCCCUCCUGUUUUCCUCCUCUUUCUCCCUUCUUCCCUCCUUCUCUUCUCUCCUCCUUCCCUAAUUCUUUCCUUCUGUUUCUCUUUCCCUCCUUCCCUCUCUCCCUCCUUCUCUCCUUCUCUCCCUCCCUCCUUCCUUCCUUCUCUUCUUUCCCUCCCCUCUUCCCUCCUCUUCCUCCCUCCUUCCCUCCUUUUCUCCUUCCCUCCCUCCCUCCCUCCUCUCCUCCUUCUCUCCCUCCCUACUUCCCUCCUUCCCUUCUUCCUACAGGAAUCUCUGUCGCCCAGGCUAGAGUGCAGUGGUAGGAUCAUGGGUCACUGUAAUCUCACACUCUUGAGCUCAAGCAACCCUCCCGCCUUAGCCUUCCAAGUAGCUGGGACGACAGAUGUGUGCCAUCAUGCCCAGCUAAUUUCUAAUAAGUUUUUGUAGAGAUGGGAUCUCACCAUGUUGCCCAGGCUGGUCUCCCACUCCUGUCCUCAAGCAAUCCUCCUGUCUCGACCUCCCAAAACUGUAAGUGGUGACUUUCUAAUGUGAACAUUCUAGCCAGAUAUAUCAGCUGGGAUGCUUUUGUGCGAGGGUCUAUGGUCCCAGCUACUUGGGAGGCUGAGGUGGGAGACUCUCUUGAGCCCAAGAGUUGGAGACCAGCCUGGGUGAGACCCCAUCUCUAAAAAAAAAAUAAAAAGUUUUCCCUCAUCAACUAUGGCUAUUUGGUUACUCUAAAAUUCAGUGCGUACACAAAAAAGGGGAGAGUAAAUGCUUCAUUCUUUGCUCCAAUUGUUGAUUUCUAGAGUGAAAAAGGAGAAUCAGGGUUGACCAAUGUAUUGGUUGUUUUUGCUAUUUCCAUUUUUUUUUCUUUUUCUUUUUUUGAGACAGGGUCUCAAUGUUGCCCAGGCUAGGGUGCAGUGGUGCGAUCUCAGCUCACUGCAACCUCCACCUCCCAAGCUCAAGUGACCCUCCAACCUCAACCUGGAGAGUAGCUGGGACUACAGGUGCACGCCACCAUGCCAAGCUAGAUUUUGUAUUUUGUAGAGACAGCAUUUCACCAUGUUGCCCAGGCCGGUCUCGAACUCCUGAGCUCAAGCCAUCUGCCUGCCUCGGCCUGAACUCAUGAAAUUGUUUCUGUGUUUUUAUUUUGGAAAUUUUCAAGUGCAUUACAAAGUAGAGAGGCUAUGGCCUCAGCCUCAGUCAUUAUCAAUAUCCGACCAGCCGUGUUUCAUCCCUGCCCUUACUCCCUGUCCUGUCUCCACCACGGAUGAAUUUAAAUAAAUCCCUGGCAAUAUGUUAUUGUAUCCACAAAUACUUCUAUAUGUACCUCUCAAAUAUACAGACCUUCUUUUUU